Scleropages formosus (Asian bonytongue) is the source of this 2734-nucleotide messenger RNA. Its product is annotated as ATP-binding cassette sub-family G member 2-like. Lineage: Eukaryota; Metazoa; Chordata; Actinopteri; Osteoglossiformes; Osteoglossidae. Gene Ontology annotation, cellular component: plasma membrane. Gene Ontology annotation, biological process: transmembrane transport. Bases 249 to 2228 code for a protein of 659 amino acids. Gene Ontology annotation, molecular function: ATP binding; efflux transmembrane transporter activity; riboflavin transmembrane transporter activity. The record is from RefSeq and is a predicted model, not a curated record. The transcript has 16 exons.
UCAUCAUCAUAAAUCAUGUGCUACUCAAAAAAACUGUUAUCAGCGAUAUUUCUCCGGAAACUGCUGCUUGAGUUGGUGGAAAAUGUUUUUUUUCUUUCUCUGUGAAUAUAUAAAGAUGGUAAAGGUGUUCACUCAGGAUUAAAAAUCAUGCGGCGAAAGACUGUACAGUAUUUAAUUUUGGUACCGGUCCAUUUUUAAUUUACAUUUUGCCCGAUGAUAAUUCCGGAAGAUUAGCCGAAAUUCUCACAAUGGACAGGAAACCCAAUCAUGUCGACAUCGUAAUGGAGGAAGACAUAAGCUCCAACGGAAAAUCCAAAAUGCAAGGAGUCACCAGCGAAACAGCCAAGUCCCCUCAUGGGGCAACUGUCAGUUUCCACAACAUUCAAUACAAGCUAAAACUCAAGAGUGGACCUUUGUGUAAAAGGAAGGUUACGACAAAAGAAAUAUUGGUCAGUCUCAAUGGGAUUAUGAAGCCAGGAGUGAAUGCUAUCCUUGGUGCAACCGGAAGUGGAAAGUCAUCGUUUCUGGAUGUACUCGCAGCCAGGAAGGACCCCACUGGACUCUCGGGGGAAGUACUGAUCGAUGGGGCGCCACAACCUCCAAACUUCAAGUGCCUUUCGGGCUAUGUGGUUCAGGAUGAUGUGGUAAUGGGAACGCUGACAGUGAGAGAGAACUUCCGCUUCUCAGCGGCUCUCAGGUUGCCCUCCUCUGUGAGCCAGAAGGAGAAGGAAAAGAAGGUCAACGAGCUCAUCAAGCUUCUGGGCCUCACUAAAGUUGCUGAUUCGAAGGUGGGAACCCAGCUCAUAAGGGGGAUUUCAGGUGGAGAACGGAAGAGGACUAACAUUGGCAUGGAGCUCAUCAUUGACCCCUCUGUCCUGUUUCUUGAUGAGCCGACCACCGGUCUGGAUGCCAGUACUGCCAACUCUGUCCUUCUUUUACUCAAAAGAAUGGCCAGUCAUGGGCGAACUAUCAUCAUGUCCAUCCACCAGCCAAGAUACUCCAUUUACCGGCUGUUUGACAGCCUCACCUUAUUGGUCAAUGGCAAGCAGGUAUAUCACGGGCCUGCACAAAGUGCUUUAGAAUACUUUGCUGAAAUAGGAUAUGUCUGUGAAGAGCACAACAACCCAGCGGACUUCUUUCUGGAUGUCAUCAAUGGGGAUUCUACAGCAGCUGCUUUGACCAAAGCAGAAAAUUCCGAUGCAGACCUAGAUUUUGGGGAGCAGAGCAGCCAGAGGCAGAGCAUUGAGGACCAUCUGGUAGAGGAGUAUAAGAGAUCAUCAUACUGCCAAGACACCCAUGCAGAGCUGGAGAGAAUCGUGAAGGGGAAGGACUACAGUGUCAAGCCCAAGUUCCGCACCAUCACCUACAGCACCUCCUUUAGCCACCAGUUCAAAUGGGUGCUGAAGAGGACUUUCCGCAACCUCAUGCUUAAUCCUCAAACUUCUGUGGCUCAGAUCGGAGUGACUCUUUUCCUGGCUCUGAUUGUCGGUGCUAUAUUCUUUGGAGUCAAAGAUGACAGAAGCGGUCUUCAAAAUAGGAUGGGUGCUCUUUUCUUUAUCACUACAAACCAGUGCUUUGGGUCUCUGUCCGCAGCCGAGCUCUUCAUCACCGAGAGGAAACUCUUUGUGCAUGAGUACAUCAGUGGGUAUUACAGGGUUUCUGUGUAUUUCCUCACGAAGAUCCUGUCUGACAUCAUCACCCUGCGGACAUUUCCUGCCAUCAUCUUCAGCUGCGUCGCCUACUUCCUAAUCGGCUUCAAAGCUACGGUGGAAGCAUUCUUCACCUUCAUGCUGUCUGUGGCACUGGUGGCGUACACGGCCACCGCCAUGACGUUGGCCAUCUCGGCCGAUCAGACCGUGGUGGCGGUGGCCAACAUCUUCAUGACCAUCAGCUUUGUGUUCAUGAUGAUCUUCUCAGGACUCCUGGUGAACCUGCCUAGCAUCGUGGAUUGGUUGGCCUGGUUUAAGUACUUCAGUAUUCCACGCUAUGGAUUUACUGCUCUGCAGAUUAACGAGUUUGUGGGGUUGAUAUUCUGCAACAGUACGUUGACAAACUCAACUGUGGUUGUCUCAGACUUACAAUGCACUGGAGAGGAGUAUUUGGAAUACCAGGGAAUUAAUUACUCCACAUGGGGACUUUGGCAGAAUCACGUUGCACUGGUAGUGAUGACUGUCAUUUUCCUCUGCAUUGCGUACCUGAAACUGCGCUUCAUCAAGAAGUUCACGUGAACGUACCGUUGAAACGACCUAACAGAACAAAAUGUUGCCUUUAAAAAAGCGUUGCCUUUGUAAUUUUUUCUGAUUUUGAAACAACACGGGAGGUGGUCACUUUAAAAGUUUUCCUGUUCAAAAACUCCACCUAAGGACUGUGUGUGUACUGCAAGUUCCCGAUGUUCUCCUUGUAUAAAUACAGUCAAGGCAAAAACACUGCCAUUUACAAGUUAUAUUGCUACAAGCCUUAUACACAGUCAUGGCUAUGACUUCAGCUCAAAUCUCUUUUACAUAAAGCUUUGUGUUCAUCAUGGUAAGGUGAAGGUUGACAAAAAGAAUAAUGUGACAAGGAAUGUUAAAACAUGAGCUGCUCCGUUUUUUGUAAUAUGUAUUUUUUUUUAAUUAUUUUCACGUUGAUUAAUGCCAGCUCACGUUGCAUAUUUUCUACUUGUAAAUACAUAUUUAUGAUUACCGAGGCACACAAAUAAGUUGGUUUGCUGAUCUGUUAACAUUUAAACACUGGU